This is a messenger RNA of Clavispora lusitaniae ATCC 42720, 1347 nucleotides long. RefSeq lists its product as uncharacterized. NCBI's taxonomy places the organism in Eukaryota, Fungi, Ascomycota, Pichiomycetes, Serinales, Metschnikowiaceae. The record is from RefSeq and is a predicted model, not a curated record.
AUGAAAUCGGCCAUCUUUCAAGAACAAAGCCAUUCGGCGGAGAGCCGUAUCCCCAAAAAACCUCAUGUUGGAAUAAAAGGCAUCAGGUCUUUAGGAGCAUCAGUAACGCUGUCUCCCAGCAACCUCUCACUGCUCAAUUGGAACUUGGAUGAAUUGAUAACUUUGUACAACAGUACCGGAGUCCUUCCACCUAAGCUUUCUCCCAAAUUACCUCCGCAAUUCGAUUUCAUGAGCAAUGAUAACAAACAUCUGAGGAAAGAGGAUGACUCGGCUGAAAGCGAUAUAGAUAAUAUGCCUAUGUCUCUUUUGUCUCCGACUCUACCAAAUCUGUUUCCAGAGACAUCUAGGAAUGAAAAGAGAAAACCACAGAAGGAGAAUCUGAAGUCGGAAUUAGUUCAGCCGUCUCCCAGGAGUGCAGCAACAGUUUCAUCUGUUUUGACGGAGCGCAACUCGAAAAGCAAUCGCGUCAGAUGGAUCAAUAAAAUCAAUGACCGGGAAAAGCCCAGGUUCUUGAUGCGCAUUACCUUUAAACGCCUGCUUCCCAAGUACAAAGACAUAUUCAGCCCAAAAUCACCUGUUAAGUAUCAAGGCUUGGGCAUAGAUAUGAAUGAGGCUUCUGAGGCCAGCGCGAAGGAAUACUGGCUUAAGGUAGCUAAGGACAUUCAGAGUAAUGGCGAAAAGCUCACCUCUCGUCACUCAAUGCUAUUACUCGUAUAUCAGUUCGACUGGAUACUAUGCCUUUUGAUUGCUCAUGGACAAGAUGGUGUUGAUACUUCUUCUGAGAGACAUUGGUAUGCUUUGCGCAACGAAAUUCCACCACUUGUACAGCGGAUCGAAAAGUAUGUGAAAACCAACAAUGUGGACGACAAAAAACCAUAUUUGACAUUCCUUGUGGGCAUUCUUUUAACUAUAAAAGCUCUUAUUCUCAAAAGAGUCAAUUCUAUCUUGAAAUCGUCAGUUGAAGGCUACUUUGAUCAAAAGGACCCUAAUGCACAAAUGAUGAAUAAGGUUAUCAACUUGCAAAAACGAAUCAUCAGUAAUCAGCAGCAAUCUGAGGAUGAUCUAGCUGAAUCUCAAGCUUGCUUCACAAAGUGUGGUCCUCCUGCUAAAUUAUUCCCUAAAAGUUGGGAAUUUCGCAAAAAUGCAUUUCAGCGACAAUCCUCCUUUGUACUAACUCCGUCGACAGACAAAUAUUUUUUGCCUUUGGGUGUAUACUCUGACCUUCGUGAGGGUUGUGCCUAUCUAUAUUGUUGUGUCAGGGAGUUUUUAGAUCUUUAUUAUUCCGAAAUAUGUGGGGAUGUCCGGUACACUCUCCAAUCUGGUCAAAGAAAAAAAGUAAUGCCUUGA